AUGACCUUCCCUCCCCCUCACCCAACCGCCCAAUCGUCGAUUGCUUCUGGCACCGAUAAAUCUUCUUCGACCAGGACCGAUAUUGGUGCUUGGGGUCGGUCCGUGUCGCAGUCCGGCGCACGUCGUGGGUUGACUCCACUCGCGACUAACUUAUCCUCCGCCGCUCCCCCCACGACCACCCGGGGUUUGGACGCAGGCCUUGGGGCUUCUACACCUUCAUCCUUCUCUGCCGUUCUGAGCUCUGCCAGGGGUCUCACCGGUAGCAGUCCUAAACCCACAUCCUCGCCAUUUACCUCAUUGCAAUCUGGCUCACAACACCACGGAUCUAACCUCUCGUCUCCCAAAUUUCGAUCUCACACCCCUUCCGUAGGGUCUCAUUUGGCUUCUGCUACAAGCUCCACUCCAGGUGGAGGAGGUACUGGGGGAGGUGGUGGGCCGGGAUCAUCCAGAGGCGUUUUCUCGCCUCUCUCGUCCGGAACAACCGUGAAUUCUCCCACGGGCUUCGCAUCUGACAAGCCGGGAUCUGCAGCCGCCCACUCGAGCCAAUCGUCGCUCACCAAAAUCUCCAUCGCGCAGGUAUUCCUCUUGUUGGAUUCUAUUACAGAGAAAGAAGGCAAAGAAAAGUGGGAAACGAAAGCUGCUCAGAUACACAAGCUUGUAACAUCCAACGGAAUGGAGGUCUUUUCCAAAUACUUUCGCCGCCUCUUAACGGGCAACGCGCCACAAAUUUUCCCGGGCGUGAACAAGUCCGUCGAAAAUGCGGGCAAUUACCCUCUCCUUGUCCAGGAGCUGCAAAAAGUGUCAGCAGACAUGGACCAGUCUCAAAAAAUCGCCGAGACAGUAGAUACUUCUGAAGGAGAUAUCUUCCGUGACUUUGACCUUUCGACGUUCCUGGAUCACUUCCGACUUGACCCAGUCGUGAAGGUCGCGCUGGCUUUAGCGUUUAAGUUGACCAGCAAGUCGGACCUUCGUGCUAAAGCCGAUGCCAUCCUCUCCAACUCAGUUGCCCCCUUCCUUCAAAGCUUGGCAAGUCCAUCCGAAAUUACGAAGGACUACAAUAAUUCUUUCCUCGGAAUGACCAUCGAACGAUUCAUCCUCUAUCCCCCCCGCAAUUUCACCGACGAUGUCAAAGCGAAGCUCGUAUACGCAGCGAACCUGCGAUACCAAAAACUUGGGUUAGAUAUGCCAUUCGAAGUCUCUUCCGCUCUACAAAUGUUCAAUUUUGUCAACCCUCAAUACGGUCUUGUUCGGCAACUACAUGCCAAAGGCGCCCGAGCCACUGCAAAUAUCGAAACAAUAAGCGAAAUGAUCAACUCUGACCCGAAGAAUUGGAGCGAGGAACAUCUAGCAAGUGGUCUUCUCUUUAUGGUUUUGUCACAAUAUUGGGAACAAUUUUCACUGGAGACUUUCAUAAGUGCAUACACAGAUAAACCGAUCAACUGGCCUCUGGUUCUCCGACACUUCGAUCGUGAAGGCCUCCGAGUGGACCCGAAGCAAUUCGCCAAGCUUUACAAUGUUCUCUCUGUCAUGUCGGCCGAGAGCUCGACUUUGGAUGUGCAAAAGCUUUGGGGUGGAGACUGGGAGCAUCGCGACACGCAGAUGUCAUUCCUGACAGCGUUCGUGGCAUCUCGCAUCGACCCAUCCCACAUCCCCAACCUUCGUGCAACCUUCCCCGCCGACUUCUUCCAGGAUGCCCCUGAUCUUGUUAAACUGCAAGGCGAGCGUGCAGCGAAGUCCCCACUGCGGUCUAUGGACGCCAUGAAAGCCAUUUUUGACCUUGCCUUGUUCUCUCAGGCUUCUUGGGCUGCGACUGAAAGCCAGCUCCUUAUCAAGGCGGUCGUUCAGUUUGAUCUGCCAGUGUUCCUUUGCUCCGCGCUUGCGAUUCCACAGCCGUGGUCCAGUGUACAACAAAGCUUUGUGUUGCGCACAUUUAUUGUGUUUAUCUCGAAGCAAGAGGAUGGAUACCAGCUCGCUCUUCACGGAGCUUGGCGACAAGACCGACAGUGGGUUGCAGACCAGCUGUUCACUACAUUUAACCAGGACCCUACAUCCACCGCGGUGAUUUACGAGCACGCUGCUGCGUAUGGCUGGCUGGAGGAUCUCCUUGGGUUUACCAACGGACUUCCUCUUAAUGGACUUGCUCUUGACCUCGCAUGCUACUCCCACCGCAAAAAUCAGUUUGAUCUUGAACAAUGGGUUCAAAAUGCUGCUCAAAAGGGCGCCAUUGAUAUGGGUGGGCUGCUAUCCAAGUUCCUGCGAAUCAAAGCAGAGGACGAAUUGCACGUCCAACGCAAGGAACAAUCCGCUCAUCAAAUGGUCAGCCUUGCAGUGAAGACGGUGUACACUCUUUUAUCUGUUCUGGAGGAAUAUGUCGGAGACCGUGAGAAUCUCACACCCGUUCAACGCAUCUGCAUUCAGACAUACCCUCGCCUAAUAAAUUACGGUGAAGGCUUCGAUGAUAUCAUUGACCUCAAUGGCGAGAACGGUAACAAUCUGCCUGAAUCCAUUGAUAAGCAAAUGCAAGAGCUCUUCGGUAAAAUGUACCAUGAAGAACUCUCGCUCCGAGAGAUGUUGGAGUUGAUGCGCAAGUACAAGUCUUCCCGCGAUCCCAUCGAGCAAGACCUGUUCUCCUGCAUGGUCCAUGGCCUGAUCGAUGAAUACCAUUGCUACCAUGAGUACCCGCUCGAGGCUUUGACUAAGACUGCAGUUAUGUUCGGCGGUAUCAUCAACUUCCGUCUUGUUGACGGUAUUACCUUGAAGGUCGGUCUCGGUAUGAUCCUCGAGGCUGUCCGUGAACACGAGCCCCACGACCCAAUGUAUAAAUUCGGCGUUGAAGCAAUUGAGCAAUUAAUUAACCGUCUCCCUGAAUGGGCUGGUUUCUGCCACCUGCUUUUCCAAAUCCCAUCUCUGCAAGGGACCCCCAUCUACCAAAAGGCCGAGGAAGUGCUUCGGGAGCAAGGAAACCAAGUUGGUGAAGCCGAGGCUGGACCUUUCGAUGGCAUGGUUGCUGCGCCUCUCACCAAUGGCAAUUCCACCGACUCCCCGGCUGCUGAUGGCUCUGUACGCAAGUUCCGUGCUGUUCAGCUUGAUCCCCCUCUUCGAUCUGAGCUCUAUGAAGAUCCAAAUGAAGACAUCCAGGACAAGAUUCUGUUCGUUCUCAACAACGUUUCCGAGCAAAACAUUGACGAGAAACUUCAAGAUCUCCGUGAAGUGCUGCGCGACCAACACCAUCAGUGGUUCGCCGCUUACCUGGUCGAGGAACGUGCCAAGCUGCAGCCUAACUUCCAACAGCUCUAUCUCGACCUUCUUGAUCGUAUCGGCGACAGAAUUCUUUGGGCCGAGGUCUUGCGAGAGACUUACGUCAGCGUUGCCAAGCUCAUCAACUCUGAGAACACAUUAACCUCAUCUACUGAUCGUGGCCAUCUCAAGAACCUUGGUGCUUGGCUUGGAUCGCUGACCAUUGCGAAGGACAAGCCCAUCAAACACAAGAACAUCUACUUCAAGGGCCUUCUUCUGGAGGGCUAUGAUACCCAACGCCUCAUGGUCACGAUCCCCUUCGCCUGCAAGGUUCUUGUGCAGGCUACCAAAUCAACGGUGUUCAAGCCCCCCAACCCCUGGUUGAUGGACAUCCUAGGUCUUCUUUUGGAGCUUUACCACUUCGCUGAGUUGAAGCUCAAUCUCAAGUUCGAAAUUGAGGUCCUGUGUAAAGACCUCGAUCUCGACCACAAGACAAUUGAGCCGGCUAUUGUCAUCCGUGAUCGCUCUGCUCAUGUUGAAGAAUCACUGCCCACUGUCAACCCUCCGGAAGGUCUCGUUGAGCCAUUUGAAGAUCUGUCUCUCAGCGCCAUCAACCCGGCUAUCCGCAAUGAGAGACUCUCUCCUGCCGCUAUUAUGUCAACCCUGCCGAGCCUUGACAAGAUCCUUGUCCUGCCUUCCUCAGCCAGCAGCAUGGUAGAUCCCAGUAUCCUCAAACAGAUUGUUCACACUGCAGUGGAACGUGCCAUUGCCGAGAUAAUUACCCCUGUUGUCGAGCGCUCUGUCACUAUCGCGUCAAUUUCCACCGUCCAGCUUGUCUCCAAGGACUUCGCCAUGGAGCCCGAUGAGGAACGUGUGCGCCAUGCUGCGGGCAUAAUGGUCCGUCAACUUGCUGGCAGCCUGGCACUUGUCACUUGCAAAGAGCCUCUCAAGGUUAGCAUGACCAACUACAUUCGCAUGAUCCAGCAAGAAUAUUCUGAGCAGCCUAUGCCAGAAGGCUUGAUCUUGAUGUGCGUCAAUGACAACCUCGAUGCUGCUUGUGGUAUUGUCGAGAAGGCCGCAGAGGAGAAGUCUCUGCCAGAGAUCGAGAAGGUGAUUGAACCUCAAUUAGAGGCCCGUCGCCGUCACCUGGCCAGUCGCUCUAACGACCCAUUCAUCGACCCUUCAAUGAACCGCUGGGGACUGUUCAUCCCGGAGCCAUACAGACAAGCCCCUGGUGGUCUCAACAAGGAGCAGCUCGCAAUCUACGAAGAGUUUGCCCGUCAAUCGCGAGGCCCAGCACCAUCCGCUGAUGCGUCCGCCGGUCGUCAACUUCCCGAUGUCCUCGGGGAAUCCUACCCCGCCAUUCCUAACCUCUCUACUCCAGCUGAGCAACCGGCCAUUCCACACAGAACACCCCAGGCGCAACCUGCUGUAUCGCAGAUGCCUCCUGUGCACACCAAUGGAUUCCUCGAUGCUCAAAGCCCUCGAGAGCGAGUGGAAAGCUUUGUUUCCGAUCUUCAGCAGUCUGCUCGCAACGCCUCGGAAGAACACGUUAAGGAUCUCGGCAGAGACAGCGCAGUCCUGCAAGAAUAUAACCAGGCAUUGCGCACGAUAGUCAACUCCACCAAUGGCGAGGAGCUAGCCCGACUGACUUCAUUGAAGGUCUGCACUCUUCUGUACUCUCAAUCACAUGGAUCUCUUGAGAUUGAAGUUCUUGUACACCUUCUUGCCAAGCUCUGCGACAUGUCCACACUAAUUGCUCGGUACACAUGGGCACUUCUUUCCGAUGUUGAUGAUGAACACAUGUUCAAUGUGCCGGUCACUGUUGCUCUCAUCGAUGCUGGUCUCCUUGACAUUCGCCGGGUUGACAUGAAUCUGACUCGACUGAUUGUGCAGAGAAAUGUGAGCGCCCUGGAGUUGCUUGACAACUUGAUGGACCGCGUUCUCUUCAAUGAAGAACCCUCUGCUCUCCGGUCGGACUUCUCCGGCAGUCUGGAAGCUAUGAGUCAAUGGCUUUCCGAGGAUGCAACUGUUACUGCUGGCCUGGAUAUCGUGCGCAAAUUGCGCGAGUCUGGUAUUCCUGAGGUUGUGAACUCUCUUCUCAGCGAUCAAGCCAGAUCUAAGCGUGACCAGAUGGAGUACAUCUUCAGCGAGUGGAUCGGUAUCUACAAGGCCCCUAGUGCUACUGACCGCACCUUCCAAUCAUUCCUCCAGGAUCUUCACAACCGCCAGGUGAUGAACAGCCAAGAAGACUCCGCAUUGUUCUUCCGUCUGAGCAUUGAUAUUUCUGUUGCCAUGUUCGAGCACGAAUCUCAGAACCCCAACGGCCCCAAUAUUGAUGAAGCAUUCCUCUACAUUGAUGCCCUCGCUAAGCUGGUCAUCCUCCUCAUCCGCUUCCAAGGCGAGAGCGCUGGCGCUGUCAGAGCCAACAAGGCCACCUACUUCAACUCUAUCCUUUCUCUUUUGGUGCUGGUUCUGAACCACCACCAAGUCAUGAGAGGAGAGGCAUUCAACCAGCGUGUGUUCUUCCGUCUUUUCUCCAGUAUUCUCUGCGAGUACUCCAUGAACGGAUUGCAGCAUACCGAGCAGCACCAAGGCAUGAUCUUCGCCUUGGCCAACAAAUUCCUGUCUUUCCAGCCCCGCUACGUGCCCGGUUUCGUUUACGGCUGGCUUUGCCUAGUUUCCCACCGGGUAUUCAUGUCGGACAUGCUGAAUAUGCCCGAUCGUGCCGGAUGGGCGCCUUAUUGCGAGAUCAUGCAAGCACUGCUCUCCUACAUGGGCGAGCAACUCAAGGCAGCAAACAUUACAUACGUUGCAAAGGAUCUCUACAAGGGCGUUCUUCGUAUCUUAUUGAUUCUGCACCACGAUUUCCCGGAGUUUGUUGCGGAGAAUCACUUCCAGUUCUGCAAUGUCAUCCCUGCUCAUUGCGCACAGCUCCGCAACCUUGUGCUCAGUGCUUACCCCUCUUCGUUCCAAAAGCUUCCCGACCCUUUCCGAGAGGGAUUGAAGGUAGAGCGGAUCGAGGAGAUGCGGGAGGUCCCCAAGAUUGCGGGUGACAUUGUUGCUCCCCUGCAGAACGCCAACAUCAAGGAGGUUAUUGACGAUGUGCUCAAAAACGAAAGCAUCUCCGAGAGUGCCAUUCAGCAGCUUUGCGGUGCUAUUCUUAACCCCGAGACCAAGGAAACUGGCUUAUUCUUUGUCCCAGUCGACGUGGACAUUGUCUUGGUGAACGCUCUUGUGCUGUAUAUUGGACAGCAAGCCGCAGUGGAGCAUGCUUCGAAGAGCAACACCCGUAGUGCCUUUGAGAACUCCACUCACGCCGCUCUCUUGGAUAAGCUCGCCCAAGUUUUGCAGCCCGAGCCUCGUUACUACCUGCUCAGUGCGAUGGCCAACCAGCUUCGCUACCCCAACAGCCACACCUACUUCUUCAGCUUCACAAUUCUCCGUCUGUUUGGCAUGGAAUACUCCGAAGGAGAUGACACGGAUGUCCGCCAGCAGAUCAUCCGCGUGCUGUUGGAGCGGUUGAUUGUCCAUCGCCCGCACCCGUGGGGUCUCAUCAUCACCCUACAGGAGCUUCUCCAAAACUCGAGCUACUCCUUCUUCCUCCUACCAUUCAUCCAGGCGGCACCCGAGAUUGGCCGCCUUUUCGAUGCCCUUCUCCAGCAUAUCCAACAGCAGAGCCCCCGGCCCAUCGCCUAA
This is a messenger RNA of Penicillium soppii, 6936 nucleotides long. RefSeq names its product CCR4-NOT core subunit CDC39. Gene Ontology annotation, cellular component: CCR4-NOT core complex; P-body. Lineage: Eukaryota; Fungi; Ascomycota; Eurotiomycetes; Eurotiales; Aspergillaceae. Gene Ontology annotation, biological process: nuclear-transcribed mRNA catabolic process, deadenylation-dependent decay. The transcript is spliced from 4 exons. The record is from RefSeq and is a predicted model, not a curated record. The coding region runs from base 1 to 6936 and encodes 2311 amino acids. Gene Ontology annotation, molecular function: molecular adaptor activity.